CAAACCAACCACCACUAGCGGUUGGAAAUUUUAAAUUGGAAAACCAUAGCGAGCUCAAACCAUCAAAACAUCGUCAUCCGCUCUCACUCACUCUCUCUCACUACUCUUGGCCGGCCUGCAAUUUGUCUCGUACUCUUCCAAACAGAAUCUCUCUCUCUCUCUCUCUCUCUCUCUCUACAAUGGUCUUCUCUCCUUUAAACCUCUUCACCCACCUAGGGUUUCCUCCGAACCAAAAACCAUCUCUUCUUUUUCUUCAUCAUCCAUGGCUUCUACAUUUCCCGUCAAUUCAGUCACCUUCUUCAUUGUCCUCCUCAGCUUCUGUAUUUUAUCAGUGACUCAAUCAUCGACGAUCGGAGUCAAGUACAUCUCACGCCUCCUCGAAAUUCAGGACCAAGAGAGAGCUCUUCCUUCAGUCCAACUAUCCGCCGCUCGCGGCGUCCUCAAUCGCCUCAUUCCUUCACACUCAUCGAGCUUCGAGUUUCGGAUCGUAUCUAAGGAGCGUUGUGGUGGAGAAUUGUGCUUUAUUAUAAACAAUCAUCCUUCAGUUGGUGAACACGGCGCUCCAGAGAUUUUAAUUAGUGGGGUCACUGGAGUAGAGCUUUCAGCUGGUCUGCACUGGUACUUGAAGCAUUGGUGUGGGGCUCAUAUAUCAUGGGAUAAAACUGGUGGGGCACAACUAUCUUCAGUACCUAAAUCAGGCUCUCUUCCUCAUGUUCAAGGCGAUGAAAUUUUAGUUCAGAGGCCUAUUCCUUGGAAUUACUACCAGAAUGCUGUUACAUCUAGCUAUACAUUCACCUGGUGGGACUGGGAAAGAUGGGAAAAGGAGAUUGACUGGAUGGCUCUCCAAGGUAUCAAUUUGCCUCUAGCUUUCACUGGGCAAGAGGCUAUUUGGCAAAAAGUCUUUCAGCAGACUUUCAAUAUUAGCAGUUCAGAUUUGAAUGAUUUUUUUGGAGGGCCUGCUUUUCUUGCAUGGUCACGGAUGGGAAAUCUUCAUGGAUGGGGCGGACCUCUACCUCAAAGUUGGUUAGAUCAACAACUAACUUUACAGAAGAAAAUUCUUGCCAGAAUGUAUGAAUUUGGGAUGACUCCAGUUCUUCCAGCUUUCUCUGGAAAUGUUCCUGCAGCAUUGAAAAGUAAAUUUCCAUCUGCACGAAUAACACGUUUAGGAAAUUGGUUUACUGUUGGCGGUGAUUAUAGAUGGUGCUGCACUUAUCUUCUUGAUGCAACUGAUCCUUUAUUUGUUGAAAUUGGGAAAGCAUUUGUUCAACAGCAAUUGAAAGAAUAUGGAAGGACUAGCCACAUUUACAACUGUGAUACUUUUGACGAAAACACUCCACCUGAUGAUGACCCAGAGUACAUUUCUUCUUUAGGUGCUGCAAUUUUUAGGGGAAUGCAAAGCGGCGAUAACAACGCAGUUUGGCUAAUGCAGGGAUGGCUUUUCUCAUAUGAUCCAUUCUGGAGGCCUCCACAGAUGAAGGCACUUCUACAUUCUGUUCCUGUUGGAAGAAUGGUUGUCCUUGAUCUCUUUGCAGAAGUGAAACCUAUAUGGCCUACUUCAGAGCAGUUUUAUGGUGUUCCUUACAUCUGGUGUAUGCUGCACAAUUUUGCUGGGAACAUUGAGAUGUAUGGCGUCUUAGAUGCUGUAGGAUCAGGACCUAUUGACGCCCGAAUGAGUGAAAACUCAACAAUGGUUGGUGUUGGAAUGUCGAUGGAGGGUACUGAACAAAAUCCAGUUGUUUAUGAUCUUAUGGCUGAAAUAGCAUUUCAACAUAAUAAAAUCGAUGUGAAGAUGUGGAUUGAUAUUUAUUCAAGACGACGUUACGGGAAAUAUGUUUCAUCAAUGCAAGAUGCCUGGGAUAUACUAUAUCACACAGUUUACAAUUGCACAGAUGGUGCCUAUGAUAAAAACAGGGAUGUAAUUGUGGCAUUCCCAGAUGUUGAUCCCUACAUCAUUUCUUCAUCACAAGCGUCCAUACGAAAAAGAUAUCACCAUAAUAGAAAACUGAUAUCCAGGGGAGCUUUCCUAAAAGAAACAGCUGAUGAUUCCUAUGAUCAUCCUCAUCUGUGGUAUUCAACUUCAGAAGUAUUACAUGCUUUAGAACUUUUCAUCAAAAGUGGGGAUGAACUAUCAGGAAGUAACACUUACAGGUAUGACCUUGUCGACCUAACAAGACAAGCUUUGGCGAAAUAUGCAAACCAAUUGUUCAUACAGGUUAUAGAAGCUUAUCAAUUAGAUGAUGUACACGGAGUUGCUCACUACAGCCAAAAGUUUCUAGGGCUCGUGGAAGAUAUGGACACACUUUUAGCUUGUCAUAAUGGAUUUCUUCUAGGACCUUGGCUAGAGAGCGCAAAGCAACUUGCUCAAGACAGAGAGCAGAAAAAGCAGUAUGAGUGGAAUGCAAGAACUCAAAUAACUAUGUGGUUUGACAACACAGAGGAGGAGGCAAGUCUGCUUCGUGACUAUGGAAACAAGUACUGGAGUGGGCUUCUACGAGAUUACUAUGGCCCCAGAGCAGCCAUAUAUUUCAAAUUUCUGACAGAGAGUUUGGAGAGGGGUGACGAUUUUCGCAUGGAAGAUUGGAGGAAGGAAUGGAUUAAGCUUACAAAUGAUUGGCAAAGCAGUACGAAUUUGUAUCCGGUGCAAAGCAAUGGAGAUGCUCUCGACACAUCCAAGUUGCUUUACAACAAAUACUUGAAGGAUCCAGACACUUACGACCACUAAAUGGCACCAACUUCGUGCAUAAGAAGUGGUUGAUAUGCGAUCAAAUGAAUCUCUAGUGAAGAGGCAAGUUACAUUAAAAAAAAAAAUUUCAUGUAAUUGUGUUCUAUCCUUGCUUUGCUGAUAAUGUCUCUUGUUUUCUCUCUCCUUUAGUUUUCAGUUUUAUUUGUGCUGAUCCACUAAAAAAAUUCACAUGUGCCUCAAAUUGUCAGAAUCUAUUGGUCUUGUAUGAAUGAAGUCAUGCUAGCAUAUAUGCUUGUGCAGUUGCUUUUGAGAAGAGAAUUACUGUCAUAAUCUAGCUUUGUUCAUCCUCUUCAUUGAACCUAAAAUAUAUAAGAGGGUAAAUCACACCAUUGGUUAUUUUUGUUCAA
Molecule: messenger RNA, 3090 nt
Organism: Camellia sinensis
Lineage: Eukaryota; Viridiplantae; Streptophyta; Magnoliopsida; Ericales; Theaceae
Source: RefSeq, a predicted model, not a curated record